This is a messenger RNA of Hibiscus syriacus, 878 nucleotides long. RefSeq names its product protein-S-isoprenylcysteine O-methyltransferase B-like. Gene Ontology annotation, biological process: C-terminal protein methylation. Lineage: Eukaryota; Viridiplantae; Streptophyta; Magnoliopsida; Malvales; Malvaceae. Gene Ontology annotation, molecular function: protein C-terminal S-isoprenylcysteine carboxyl O-methyltransferase activity. Bases 94 to 762 code for a protein of 222 amino acids. The record is from RefSeq and is a predicted model, not a curated record. Gene Ontology annotation, cellular component: membrane; endoplasmic reticulum. The transcript is spliced from 3 exons.
AUUUCAAUUUCCAAUCUUUCUCUCAGUUGCUGGCUUACUGCUUACGACCUCCACGAUCAGACCCAACAGUUCAUCGAGCGAUCUGCUGGAGAUAUGCUGUUCUUAAACCAUCUAUGGGAAUAUGUUGUGACUUCACUUCCGGGGCUGCUCAUACCCAGCUCUGUGUCUUUUACAGAGAUUUCAAGUUACACAGCUUGCAGGCAGUUAUCUCAGAUGUUCUUGGCUGUUGCCUUCUUUCAUAGUUCGGAAUACAUUCUAGCGGUCGCGUUCCACGGGAGAUCGAAUGUGACUCUCAAGUCACUUCUAAUCAGCAAAAAUUAUCUUCUCACGAUGAUCUUUUCCUUUCUGGAGUACGGUGUUGAAAUCGUUCUAUUUCCUGGGUUGAAAGAACACUGGUGGAUGAGUAACACAGGUCUUGCAUUGGUGGUCAUAGGUGAAAUUAUACGGAAGUCGGCUAUAAUAACUGCUGGUCGAGCCUUCACGCACCUUAUCAAGGUUCACCAUGAGGAGCAUCAUCGGUUGGUUACUCACGGUGUCUAUAGAUUCGUCCGUCAUCCGGGGUACUCUGGUUUCCUCAUUUGGUCAGUAGGCACUCAAAUAAUGCUCUGUAAUCCCAUAUCAACAGUUGCCUUUGCAACUGUUGUGUGGAAAUUCUUUGCAGAAAGAAUACCAUAUGAAGAGUAUUUCUUAAAGUGGUUCUUCGGUUCAGACUAUGAGGAGUACGGACGCCAGGUACAUUCCGGUGUUCCAUUUGUAAAAUGAGGGUUUAUGACCUCGGAGUAUGGAUUUUGAGUAGGGAUUUGGUUUAACUUCAAUGAUUGAAAAGCUUAGCAGCUACUAACUGAAGUUGGCAUUUGUAUAUGAUCAGAAACGGACAU